UUUCAGAACCUAUAAUAAAGCUGAUUGUACAAAAUAUGAAAGGAAGCUCCAAGUCGGCCACAUAUCAAUCUCCGAAUGCGAAACCGUUGACUGUUCGUGCAAGAGCCGGAAGUACACCAGGGCUUGAUAGUAAGCAGAUUCAUUCGCUGAUUAACAAAAACAACACUUUCAAUCGAAUUCUAUGCAAGAAUGCGGAUACUGUUGCAGACUCCCCGACACCAACUCCAUCACUGACAGCAUCCCGAUCCUCGUCGGUCAUCUCAAUCGCAUCGACAGUGUCAACGGAGACCGUCGUCAGUUCUGGAAGACUGAUCAAAGUGGCACCCGCCAAGGUGCGCCAAUCAAAGUCGGCCAGUCGUUGGCCGGGAUUCUGCCAUUCCGUUCAAGACACAUUCUCGAUUCUAUCGGACGAAUGUGAUGUAACAGAGACCCCACGAACUCCGGUUUCUCUUUCAAAUGUGGAGAUUUUCGACUCUGACAAUGACUAUCCAGGCACUGGACUCUCUCCAAAAUCCCCACCGUUCUCGGAAGGAUCCGAAGAUGUGUUCGAGAGAGUCAAGACGGCGAAGGUUCCAACGACACCUGUCAAAGCGUCGGUUACCAAUCCAUUCCGAUCCCUUUACAUUGAUGAAGUAGUCUGGCAAAUUGACGAUGUUGUGUUCGCGUCAGCGAUUGAUGCAGUCAACAAUAAUUCCCUAAUGUGCAGACUAAAUAUUGAGUUUAUUUGUGAAAUUGCUGAUGAGACAGCGGAUCACGUGCAGGAGGCUAGACGCCAAAACCGUGGCUUCGAAUGUCCAUGCUUUUGCAACCGUUCGAGCAGUCACUUCCGCUACUACCUCUCAUAUAGCUUGCCGGAAACUGAGCAGAGAUGCAUGAUGCUUACUGAAGACACAAAGUUGAAUGAUAUGUUCGACGGAUUUCUCGAUUUGGUGCAACGUGCUCGUCGUGCAAAGCGAAAUGUGCUAGUUUGCAGUACAAGGGGCAGAAAUCGCGCCCCAGCAUUCGCCUCGGCAUAUCUCAUGAGCAAGGAGCAGAUUCCACGUCAGGCAGCUGUGGCAAAAGUUCGCACAGCUAUGGGUACGAUGCGACCACCGGUGAACAUUUCGGACUUUAUGCAAAGAAAAUUGAUGAGAUAUCAGCAACAUCUGGGAAUUGACCUCUCCAAUGCGUAUGACCCAACUCAUACUCUUCCACUGUUCCAUGUCAAAAGAUCAGCAUGGACUUAAUCUUCUUCUUAUCACCAAAUUCACUGAUUAUGCACUCGUUUUUUUGGUCGUUAUCGUAAAAUUUCAUUUUUUUCUUGGAAUCAAUUCGGUUCGUCGUCGUCUGAUAUUUUCAACUCAACUACUUCUAUUCUAUUUUUGCUUAAAAAAUAAAUUUUUGAUUUUG
This is a messenger RNA of Caenorhabditis elegans, 1389 nucleotides long. It is a transcript of the gene W09H1.1, whose product is annotated as Tyrosine-protein phosphatase domain-containing protein. The record is from RefSeq and is marked reviewed. The coding region runs from base 36 to 1226 and encodes 396 amino acids. The transcript is spliced from 8 exons. Lineage: Eukaryota; Metazoa; Nematoda; Chromadorea; Rhabditida; Rhabditidae.